This is a messenger RNA of Nyctereutes procyonoides (raccoon dog), 13371 nucleotides long. It is a transcript of the gene POU2F1, whose product is annotated as POU class 2 homeobox 1. Gene Ontology annotation, molecular function: RNA polymerase II cis-regulatory region sequence-specific DNA binding; DNA-binding transcription factor activity, RNA polymerase II-specific. The record is from RefSeq and is a predicted model, not a curated record. Gene Ontology annotation, cellular component: nucleus. The transcript is spliced from 16 exons. Gene Ontology annotation, biological process: regulation of transcription by RNA polymerase II. Lineage: Eukaryota; Metazoa; Chordata; Mammalia; Carnivora; Canidae. Bases 63 to 2315 code for a protein of 750 amino acids.
ACGGAGGAGCAGCGAGUCAAGAUGAGAGUUCAGCCGCGGCGGCAGCAGCAGCAGACUCGAGAAUGAACAAUCCGUCAGAAACCAGUAAACCAUCUAUGGAGAGUGGAGAUGGCAACACAGGCACACAAACCAAUGGUCUGGACUUUCAGAAGCAGCCUGUGCCUGUUGGUGGAGCAAUUUCAACAGCCCAGGCCCAGGCUUUCCUUGGACAUCUCCAUCAGGUCCAGCUCGCUGGAACAAGUUUACAGGCUGCUGCUCAGUCAUUAAAUGUACAGUCUAAAUCUAAUGAAGAAUCCGGAGAGUCACAGCAGCCAAGCCAGCCUUCCCAGCAGCCUUCAGUGCAGGCAGCCAUCCCCCAGACCCAGCUCAUGCUGGCUGGAGGACAGAUAACUGGGCUUACUUUGACGCCAGCCCAACAGCAGUUACUGCUACAGCAGGCCCAGGCCCAGGCCCAGCUGCUGGCUGCUGCAGUGCAGCAGCAUUCCGCUAGCCAGCAGCACAGCGCUGCUGGUGCCACCAUCUCAGCCUCCGCCGCCACGCCCAUGACGCAGAUCCCCCUGUCUCAGCCCAUCCAGAUCGCACAGGAUCUGCAGCAACUGCAGCAGCUUCAGCAGCAGAAUCUCAACCUGCAGCAGUUUGUGUUGGUGCAUCCAACCACCAACUUGCAGCCAGCGCAGUUUAUCAUCUCACAGACGCCCCAGGGCCAACAGGGACUCCUGCAAGCGCAAAAUCUUUUAACGCAACUACCUCAGCAAAGCCAAGCCAACCUCCUACAGUCGCAGCCAAGCAUCACCCUCACCUCCCAGCCAGCAACCCCAACACGCACAAUAGCAGCAACCCCAAUUCAGACACUUCCACAGAGCCAGUCCACACCAAAGCGAAUUGAUACUCCCAGCUUGGAGGAGCCCAGUGACCUUGAGGAGCUUGAGCAAUUUGCCAAGACCUUCAAACAAAGACGAAUCAAACUUGGAUUCACUCAGGGUGAUGUUGGGCUCGCUAUGGGUAAACUGUAUGGAAAUGACUUCAGCCAAACUACCAUCUCUCGCUUUGAAGCCUUGAACCUCAGCUUUAAGAACAUGUGCAAGCUAAAGCCACUUUUGGAGAAGUGGCUAAAUGACGCAGAGAACCUCUCAUCUGAUUCAGGUCUCUCCAGCCCAAGUGCCCUGAAUUCUCCAGGGCUAGGAAUGGAAGGCUUGAACCGUAGGAGGAAGAAACGCACCAGCAUAGAGACCAACAUCCGUGUGGCCUUAGAGAAGAGUUUCUUGGAGGUUAAUAAAGUUCUUCAUAAUCAAAAGCCUACCUCGGAAGAGAUCACCAUGAUUGCUGAUCAGCUCAGUAUGGAAAAGGAAGUGAUUCGUGUUUGGUUUUGUAACCGCCGCCAGAAAGAAAAAAGAAUCAACCCACCAAGCAGUGGUGGGACCAGCAGCUCACCUAUCAAAGCAAUUUUCCCUAGUCCAACCUCACUGGUGGCAACCACGCCAAGCCUUGUGCCUAGCAGCGCAGCAACUACCCUCACUGUCAAUCCAGUUCUCCCGCUGAGCAGCGCUGCGGUGACCAACCUCUCUGUUACAGGCACCACAGACAGCACCUCCAGCAACACUGCCACCGUCAUCUCCACAGCGCCACCGGCUUCCUCAGCAGUCACUUCCCCCUCGCUGAGCCCCUCCCCGUCCGCCUCAGCCUCCACCUCCGAGGCAUCUAGUGCCAGUGAGACCAGCACAACACAGACCACCUCCACUUUGUCCUCUCCUCUUGGGACCAGCCAGGUGAUGGUGACAGCGUCAGGGUUGCAAACAGCCGCGGCAGCCGCCCUCCAGGGGGCUGCGCCGCUGCCUGCAAAUGCCAGUCUCGCUGCCAUGGCUGCCGCUGCCGGACUGAGCCCAGGCCUGAUGGCACCCUCGCAGUUUGCAGCUGGAGGUGCCUUACUCAGUCUCAAUCCAGGGACCCUGGGCGGUGCCCUCAGCCCAGCUCUCAUGAGCAACAGUACACUGGCAACUAUUCAAGCUCUUGCUUCCGGUGGCUCUCUUCCAAUAACGUCACUGGAUGCAACCGGGAACCUGGUAUUUGCCAAUGCAGGAGGAGCCCCCAACAUCGUGACUGCCCCCCUGUUCCUGAACCCUCAGAACCUCUCUCUGCUCACCAGCAACCCAGUGAGCUUGGUCUCUGCCGCUGCAGCCUCCGCAGGGAACUCUGGACCUGUAGCCAGCCUUCACGCCACCUCCACCUCUGCUGAGUCCAUCCAGAACUCUCUCUUCACAGUGGCCUCUGCCGGUGGGGCCGCUUCCACCACCACCACCGCCUCCAAGGCACAGUGAGCUGGGCUGCACGGGGCUGCCACUAGCCUUUUCCACUCGCGGCAUGAUGGGGCUGCCAGCCAAGCUGAGACUGAAAAAUGUGAUUGGCUUCCUCUUGCCAUGUUUCAGCAGCAAGGGAAGAAGGGAGAGAAGGAAAAAAAAAUGCAUACCAGAACAACAAAAGGAUGGAGACAGGACAACAUUUGCCUAAUUUUGUAAUAAAACACUGUCUUUUCAGGAUUGCUUCAUGGAUUGGAGAACUUUCUAACCAAAAAUUAAAAAAAAAAAAAAAGCAGAAACAAAAAAAUCAAAAACAAACAAAAAAAGAAGUGAAAGGACUACUUCUCAUUUCCAGCAGUCAUGGUGACAAGUUAAGGUGGGUACCAAUUCCAAUAUAGGAAGGGGGUUUCUUGUUUGUCUAAAUUUCUUUUUUUCUUAAAAAAAAAUCAUUUUUAUGGGUCUGUUGUACAGGCCAUUAAGUCAUAACAAGGUGUUUAUAAUCGUAUCAAUUGUGUUGGGGGUUCCUUUCUUAACUGGUACAAUUUAGGCAGGCCUGUAUUACUGUAUCUCUAUUAUUGUUGUUGUUGUUAUUGUUUUUUAUAUAUAUAUAUAGUUUGGACAUGUUUAUCUCUUGCUCCUGGAUCCUAUUUCAGUGAGCUCCCACACUGUGGGGAGGGAGGGUUUGGGGGUCAGGGGAGACUUACGUUCUUAACUGCGGGGAAUGUUCUUGCUGGUUUCCUUAUCCUUGAUGACUCUUACAGAGGUGCUAGAAAAUUAUUUUCUUUUGCCACUUAUGCAAGAGGCUUGGUGCAGAAGCUGAAGGCAGUGUGUGCAAACACUCCCACUCCACACACGCCCCCUCCCCCCAUCAGGUGGUGCCUUUCGAGCACUUUUGCGUAGGAAGGAAUUCCUGCUGAACUGUAGCUCUCACUCACCCCAGAUCAUUGAAUGACCCUGAGGCCCAGAUCCUGCGGUGCACAGGUGCUGCUUCUGCCACUUUCAGCGGGAACAGCCAUGCGUGUUGCAGGACGGGAUCUGGGCCCGAAGAGCAAAGACUACUGCAGACACCUGACUUGGUGGUUCUCCUGAUUUCUUAUCUCCUGAAAAAUGCUCCUACUGUUGGUGUGUUUGUUUGUUUGUUUGCAUUUUGUGGAAGUUUUUCAUCCAAACUUCCUUUCAUUUACUUGGCAAAGAGCGAAUUGACUGAUUGAAAUUGGGAAACUCCGCCCUUCUUUUGUUUUCUGAAGGAACUCCACUAGACUAUUGCCAUCCAUUCUGUAUCCCCAAAGAGGUGUGAUGAGAAGAGUCUGAGGCCACCACCUUUGCUCUGGCCGCAGACCCCUUUUCACUGGACGGCGCGUAAAUCCCUCUAGCCCUGAGACUCUCCUUGCUGCCCUGACUGGGGAACGCACUUACUAGCUGGGCAUGGGGUCAUUAGAACCUUUGAAGGACUUUGAGCAGGAACUUUGCACACACCUCAAGUGUCUCCUUGGUUUGUUAGUGAUGCUCCAGCUUAGGCAGGUCACAAUGGAAAUACACGUCUCGCUGUACAAUGUAGAAAGUGAUAUAUAGCUUCUGGAAUCGUUUUCAGGGUGUUUCUAGACUAUGUACAUGAGCCCACAGAGAGGAAGAGUUUAUGGAAGUAGAUGAAGAGGAAUGGAGGGUAACAUGGAAAUUCAGUUCCCCUUCCUGUCAGUGUGCUGUCAUUACAGUAUCUAUACCAGAACAUUUCCCAGAAGCCGGGGUCACUGCAGUGGGGCUCAUGUGAGCUCCCCUCCUUAUCGGAGGUCAAGGUUCCCAGUUGGCAUCUGUGGGUGCUUGCUUAUGUCUGUCUCUGGUGGCCCAAGACUGCACUUGCCCCCCUUUCAAGCUGGGGUCUGAGAGAGGGUGUGUAGGUCAUUUUCAUUCUGAUCGCUCUGCUUGUGUCCCCAAGGGAGCUUGGAAUCUUUGUAUUUGUCUCUUCACAGUGUUGAGAAAGGCAGUGACACAGACACAGUGCAUAUGUUUGUGAUCAUCCAAGUGGGAGACAGGCACCUUAAUAUUAAAAGGCCAGAAACAUUUGUAGUCCCUUUGUUAGUUUUUCUUUCGUUGCUUCUGUCUUCCUGUUUUAUUUCACAGAGUAUUUAAUUAUCAACCUAAAUUUCCUCUUCUUACCAUUCACCUUCCCUAAAAUUCCUCCCAAAUCAGUGAACUGCAAGCAGGGAAACUAACAAAUGUCCAUCCACCUUUUUUAUGUGUGGUGUGUUUUUUUUAUGUUGUCGGGGGUUUUUUUUGUUUUUGUUUUUUUUUUAACUAAGCUUGAACCAAAGUCAAUUUUUAGCAAGCUGCUGUACUAAUGGACUAGUUUAUAAACGUGCGUUUCAGACACAUUGAGGAGAUAGAUGCUACUGACAAUUUCUUUUUUCAUUUGUCUUUAUUAAUUUUAUAUAAAAGUUGCUGCUUGUUUUAAUCUUUUAUGUUGGUAAAUUGUAAUAUCCUCUGGGCAGACAUUAACUUGAUUUUAACUAGUGUAUUUAGUUUGGUGUGUAAAUAGAAUGGCAGUGUCAGUUACUAAUUUUUCUCCUCUCCAUCUUGCUAUUUCUCUGAUGUAGUUACAUUUAAUUUGUUAUCCUGACUUGACAUGUCUAACUUUAGUCUGCGUAAAUGGUUUUAGGGCAAUCGGUAAUACUGUGGUGCCCGGUGGAAUGAGUCCCUCCCUCGGGAGAGGUAAGUUAGGAGGAAGGAUUCAGGGAGGGAAAUGCUGAUACCCACCAUCCUGGAUUAGAGGUUAUAGCAUUAAUUUCCCAAAACUGCUACCAAAGGAAGUAUGGAGUCCUUCAAGACUCAAACCCAAUGGGUUAAAAGGAAGGGCAAGGAAAGGCUGUGCUUGUUUGUUUGUUUUCCUGUGUGGUUCAAAAGAUGCUCCCUCUCCCAAAUAAGAUUCACCAACAGACUUCAAUAUUUUGAAAGAUCUUAAGCUUUAAAUGUCAGUAUGAUGGUCCUCUACUCCCUGCCUUGUCUGUAUUCUCUAGUCAAUCUGGGAUAAGGAGAUUCUGCCUUUUUGUGUGUGUGUGGAUCCACUUUAGGAGGAUAAACCUUAAACCAGCAUAAAAAUCUGUGUUUAAAAGAAAUAAAUCCUUAGACAAAGGUAACUUUUUAAAUUUUUCUCAUUUUUUUUCUUAAAGACAAGUUGUAAAAUGAAAAGUACAUUUGUACAUGAACACAUGAAACACUAAAACCCUUUGUUGAUGGGUGUUGAGCUUCAAAUCACCUCCCCAUCACCACCCCUAGAUAUUCUGCUCAUCAGACUGCUUCAUGACUCAACCUUUAGUCCAUUUUACUUUAUAUUCUUUUAUCAUCUCAAGAAAUGCGUUUUGAAUUGAGUGAAUCUCCUCAGCUAAGGUACUCAAACUUAACUUUAAACCCCUUUAUACAGAGAGUCUGGAAAUUAAGGGGACCAUUUGAUCAAAAAGAGGCGUUUGGUAGAGUUUCUAAGCGGAUGGGCUAGAUAGGUCAUCAUAACUCAUUGUACAUUCUUUUUUCCUCCUAAUAAUUAUGCAAAUUUUAUUUCAUCCCUGAAUUUGGUGAAUACAUAUUAAACCAAAGACUAAUUCUGAAUGCAUUUAUAGUGAUACUCUAUUUGCCCAUGGUAAUGGGCCCUCCCUAGGGCGUGGUGAAUGUAAUUGAAUCCUGCUUAUCACAAGCAGUGCAGUUUGCUCAUGAACUGUAUUUAUAUGGGUCUGAGGGACAGAGCAGAAAGACUUGGAAAAGCGCUUCUUGUAGGAACAGUAUUGUUGUUCCUAAUUUAAGAAGUUGAGUGCUCUAUUAGUUCAAAUGUUUCUGAAAUUAUAUAGGCAGCUUUUUAGAAUUAAAAAAAAAAAAAAGGUCAUCUCCAUUACCUGACCCAAUAUACACUUCCUUUCAUUUGGUUGAUAAGAAAGACCAAUACCAUCCCAAUUUACUCAACUUAUUACUCAAGAAGUGGAACCAAAGGAAUCCAACUUCCAUUUUGUGUAGGACCAUACGUGUCUGUACUUUGUGGUGGCAUUAUUAGACAUUAACAAUCUUUUUUUUUUAAGGGAAAAUAAGGUUAUAAUGAAAAGAUUUUUAGUGAGAUUAUGCAAUUUUGUUCUACAUAAUUCAUCGUUGGGGAAAAAAAGCACAAUUAUACCUCUUUUUUAUAUUAUUUUCUCCUGUUCUCAUGUAUAUAUGGGAAGGUAGGGGAAACCUUGUCUGUAUUAUCCAGAAGCACAGAUAUUGCUCAACACAAUAUUGAAGGUCAGCCCAAUCUUCAGCAUUAAAUUUUCUAUUUAAAUUGCUGGGAAUGCUGGAUAUAUUUGCAAAUAUAGGAAAUCAUUGCAGAUUUUUAAAGUUAUAAAUCUGAUAGUAAACAUUGCAAUUAGUGUAGAAUAAACACUUUGCUUACAGAAGAAACUCUUUAUAGUUCUGGUCUCAAGUACCCAACCCUGGUCAUCCUCACAAAACUUUCUUCACCAAGAAAAAAAUAAACCCGUUGAGAUAGGAAGAUAAGGGAGAAGUGCUGGUGUAGAGAAGUCCACAGGCACCAGGGCUGGUGGAGGCAGUGAUGGUGAGGGCACCCCACAGUCAGUCUGUAGUUUGACAACCCUCAGUCAGAAGAGAGCCUCAACAAUUUGUUAUAUUUUGGCCAAAUACUUUUUUUAUUAAAUCAGCAUUUAAAUUAAUUUAAAGUUUGUUUAUUCUUCAAACCAUGAUUAUUGGAGCUGAAAAUGUCAAGAGACCAUCAGUGUUGACAGAAAAAAAUGACUUAAGUCCUGAAAUUUAAAGUUAUUCAAGAAUUGAUGGAUUACUUUGAUCGUAACCAUUAUGAGUUCAUUUUUGUAUGUGUGUGAAAAGCAUGUAAUGUGUGACAUUGUUCAUGUGGUCAUAGCCCUGGCCAUUUUGAAGACGACACUAUAAAAUGGUAAAUCUUUCUAAGCAAUUACCUUCAUUUUUGAGAAGGAAAAAGAAUCUUUUGCCAUUCUUUAAAAAAAAUAACUAAGAUCCGCUAUUAUGCAAGUUUGCAUAAUGGCAGACACAGUACAAAUGUGAGCUUGGACAGGAAUAGGAUAAAUAGACUGCUUUUUUCAUUAAAAGCUGAUACUAAUCCUGUUCUGCCUCAUUCUUUUCUUAAUCCAAAGGGAUUAAAUGGGAUACCCCUGAGAUUUCCAGUAAGAUAUUUGAAAGGAUUCCAUUAGGAGGGCCGGGAACAUGCUUUUUCUCAGAUUUGUCCAGUUUACACUCAGAUUUCCAUAUGAUUUGUAACCUGGUGCUUUCUUCUAAUUGUCCUUAUUCAUGAAGCACUUGGUUCUUGUUUUGGCUCUUCUACUCUUGGCCUUUUCUAAAAGCAGUAGCUUGAGUGAGUCUUUCUUUGAUUCUUUGACCUGGAGUUCCUUUCCCUCCGCCUUCUCUUCCUUUUCUUUUUGAAUGGUGAUAACCUUAAUCUGUGAGGGUAAUGCUGGUGGGUAACAGCUAGCUUCUGGCACCUUCAUAAAAUACCUCAGUGUAGCUUAGCAUUGUUGCAGACCUGGUUUUAAUCUAAAAACCAAAUAAAUAAAAAGAAGAAAACUUUAUAAAUAGUGGAAAUAAUUCUAGCUGUAGCAUUUAGUUGAACUGAUGUUUAUUAUGAUAAACAUGAUUGAUGCUGUAUGUAUUUGGGAUCCUGUUUAUAGGUUACAAUUUAUAGGGUUAGGGAGGGUUGGGAUGGGGAGAGGAGGAGUUGAUUAUGUUAGAAGGAAAAUGUUGCUCAUGUGUUUGUUUUUCCUUAUAUCUGUCUUGCCAAAGGAAACUUGAUUAUCCCUGUGAUGGGUUGGGGAUUCAUUGGCCUCUCUGUGGUUUGACUCGCUUUGCAGUGUGUGGUGGUGGUAUGCAGGUUACAUAUGGGUUGUCCUGGAGGUUCAGGGUCCCCUGAGGCAUUCACUCCCUUCCUAUGGGACCCUUGCCACCAGACCCUGCCAUUCUCCCCUAAGGACUCAUUACCUCUAUGUACCAAGAGCUUCGGUAAAGGGUGUAUGUACGGAAUCUGGGUGUGUGGUUGAGAAAUAGGCAGAAAUAGACAUGUGCCACUUAAUUUGGAGAGGAAAGAGGAGUGUGUGAUGUAUCUUGAUCGAGGAAAACUGAAGUAAUACCCGUUCUUUUUGUCACCCUGUCAUGUUAUUGAAUGUUGUGCUAAUAGGCCAACAUUUUAAAACCCUACUUCCUUUUUUCAUACCAAGGCUAUUUCUGUCUAGACCAAAAAUGCAAACAGAAGUAAAACUAAACCAAGCAGUUGAAAGCCAACCUGCUUGCCUCACAUGUGUGAUAAGCAUGACCUUUAGGGAUUGGUAGGUUGGUGAGAUUGAGGAGAGGAUUGUUCUUGCUGAGAAUGUGAAUGAGAAAUCAUACUGGUUUAGGAGAAAUUAAAGAGCCCCUUCUGCCCAUACAGACAGACUGUCUUGGUUCCCCAUGUUCAGAUAUGGAUUGUAUCUCAAAAAAAAAAAAAAUCAUACUGUAUCUGAUUUUUAAAUAAACCAUCCAUCUCACAGAACUUGAGUGGGAUUUGGUUUAGAUACCAAAGACACUGCUAUGUCAUUGUUCAUUCUUAAAUUUUUAAAACAGGCAGAAAGAAUAGGAGUGAAAGGUUGAAAUGUGGGAAAAGCUGUACCUAUGUCUCUUUUCUCUCCUCCCUUACCCACUUUUUGAAUGAAGUCUUGUUGGUUAUCCUGGUUUUAGAAGAGAGAUCGAUUUGGUUUCACUCUGCUGACUCUGUAAAGAUGGGUAGGGUUGCUCAGUGUAGCCUUGAUGUUCUUGGAAUUGCUGGCAAAUUAUGGGGGGAGAGCAAAAGAUGAAGGUAAAUUUUUUUUCUUUAUUUCCCUUUAUCUAACGCUUAUAAAUAAAACCAGUACAGCCUGUUUGAGUUCAGAUGAUACCUAGCUGUGCUGUCUCUGUUGUGUCACUUGUAAAGGAUAAGCAUUUUCAAGAGCAGGAUUACAUGGAAAACCAAUAGACUGUCCUUUACUCUCCCAGGGAGCUUUAUCUUUCCAAAAUGAUUUUGUACAUGAGUUCUAGGGAGUUAAGAGUUUCAUUGUCUUGGUGUACUAUUGAUGGGACACAGAAAGAUGAGACAUUUAUUGCUCUCAAUAUUCUGUCAAAAAAUGAUCAGGUUGCAGAACGUCAUGAAAGCUUUACUAAUAAUCUAAUUGUUCUGACAUUAUAUAAAAGUGGUAUUACUAUUGUGUGACUUUUCAAAGUGCUAGAUAGGUUUGUAAGUAGGCAAUAGGGUUAUAGAAAGUAAGAGCACUUGACACAGAAGUUACAGGAAACAAGGUGUGCUUGAUGGAACACCACUUUGAGCACAGAAGUGAGCCUCCCCAGGCCAGGGAGGGAAGGUGCCAGGUCUGGUUCUUUCUCUGCAUCUGCCCACUCUGCGCCCGGCUCUGUCACCCAGCACCACCUUCGGGUUCAAACCCAGGACACUGUCAAAAAGUUCAGACCCCAAAAGUAACUUACUGUAAAAAAAAAAAACAAAAAACAACAACAACAGCAACAACAACAACAAAAAAAAAAAAAUUGAGGUCUGCUGCAAAGUUCCCCCGUGUUUUCUCUCUUCACUUGUUCAUCCUUGUUUUAAGUCAGCCACCACCUUGCAAAAGCAGCUUUUCGGGCUUCUUUCAUCACCUGGCAGCAGCAUUGAGUUCUCUAACAUUAUAUCCUGAAGUCUGCAGGCAGACGGCCGGAUACGGUGCUGGGUAAAAAACGAAACAUCAAAUCCUUCUUUAUAAUUGGAAUCUCCUUUGAAUGAAAACAGUAAGAAAGGACAGAGUCCUCCCAGUGUCUUCAAGUCUGACAAUACAGCAGGAAAGGAAAUGCACUUUCAGAGGCUACAAUAUAGGCAGUUAUGUCAGGAAAGGCUAUCUGUAGGUGGGUGCGGUGCCACGUCCCAGAGUCCAGUCCCGCACGGACUUUCCUAAGAGUGGAGCAGAAUGAUGCCUGCCCCGGUGGAUUUAAGACUGCAGACACGGGGUGGGGGGUAGGGGGCACGGGGAGGAAGGAGCAAGACACCUUGCAAUCGUACUACAAGGCGGCCCUUGGCAACAUCGGAGGUGUGGGGCCCCUGAGACCAAGGGAGAGAGGCAAGACUUCCAGCUCCUCCCCUCUGCCCUAGGGAGCACUGCACCGUAUUACUCAGCCCCCUCCCCCACAUUAGACCGUAGUUCCAGUCCCUUUCUCUAUGGUUGUAGCAAAGGCUAGGUGAGUAAGUGUGGGGCUUCUGCCCACCUCAAAUCCAGGAGCUGUUGUAUACCUCAUUUCUAACUCGUGAUUGAGUAACUUGCUUUAACUUUCUCUAAACCCUACAGAGUUGCCAAGUCUGCCCUCCCUCCUCUAAGCAAUGUUGAACUCUGGCCUAUAGCAUCACAGGACCUGUAGCCUAGGGUGGGACCUCCUAAAGCCUCUGAAUGUCGCUGCUGAAAAGCUACUGCAAACUGAGGGCAAAUUGCAAUCUUCUAUUUCUUUUUGUUGCAAGGGGUCUUCACAGGUCUCUUAACAUCUCCUUUCCCUGCCACCCUGCCUUCAGGGGCUGGCCAGCUCUCCACUCCCCCACCCCCCCAGCCCACAUUUUAGAUUUCCCUAGUGGGUGGAGGCCAUCCCCUUCCUCUCUGAGGCCUCAGGGUUCUGCUUAUUUUCAGGACUUUGGGUGGAAGGGAAAAGACACCAAAGGCUCCUUUAAGCUGACUGCUGCAUACACAUUUCACUUUUUUUCCUUUGACAUGACCAAAAAAAAAAAAAAAUCCAAAUAUUUAAGUUUUUAUUAUUAAUAUUAUUAUUAUUUGACAAUCUUGUAUCCAAUGGGCUCUCUAGAAGCUGCAUCCCCAGCCCUUUCACCUUUUCUUUGAAUGUAGUUCCCAACCUUUGAUUCCCACCCCCAACGUUGAAAGAAAGCUUUGCCAGGUCUUAAUACUGCUGCUAUAAGCCAGGGGAGGGUGGUUUCUUUGUUUUGUUUUGUUUUUUAAAUUUCCAGCCAAAACCAAAGAUUCCUUAAUGAUUGUAUAAACUCAAAACAAACAAAAAAACCAAAGAAAAGGGAAGUCUUCAGCAUCAAUCCAGUCUGUGGCGUCCUGGCAUUUAGAGGAGUGAGGCUAGGGGUGGGAUGGGGACCUCUGACCCACGGGAAGGGUAGGGGGCUCUUUUGCCCGUGUUUUGGAGUUUGUGGAGGUGCAUCCUCAGUAGCUUUGGCCCUGGCCAGCUCGUGAAUGUGCCGUGGGGAAAAUUGGCAUUUCAGACUUUCUAAAACAGACGAAACGCCAUCACCCGGAUGCUCCACCCGACAAUAACCACGGUCACCACAGGGGCUCAGCACAGGGACUGGGAGGCUGGGGAUGCUGCUGGACCGCUGGACCCACAGAGUGGGGGGAAGUUGAAGACACUGGUGCAGGACUGGCUGCUCUGCUGGGUGCUUGGACCUCUGGGGUCAUGACAGUGAGUACACGCCAAGGUGCCCUUCUGAGCCUUUUCUCUUUUCCUUUACUGGAACUGCUUGGAAGUGGCUGCCCUGUUUGUGAGAAAACAUGCAGAACGAUUACCAAGCUUUUCAUGUAUCCUUGCUGUAGUUGGUUUCCUUUGGCAGCACCACUGUGCAACUAUGCAUUGUAUCUCACAACCUUUGUGCUAGGUAGAUGCCUGUGACUUUUUAACUUGGGGGGUGGGGGGAUUGCAAAUGAAGGAACUUUUUACAUGGAUCUUUUUAAUCUCAGUUGAUUGGGGGAGGGGGGUAUUUGGUUCUAGGGUCAUACAAGCUCUAUCCCAAAGCAAAAUCCAAAUGUUAAUAAUAUUAGCCUGAUGCAGAUACCAAAGAUGAUUUCUUUCCUGCAGAACCUUAGACUUGUGUAUUAAGUACGAUUACCCAGCACUUGCAUUAGUCUAACCUCAGUAAUUCCAAAGCUUAGAUGUAUAUUUUGGUAUAUUUCUGGGAUAUUAAAAAAAAUGUCGUUUAACUUCUUGUUUGUUUCAGUGUAAUGCUCUUAAAGUCAUAGCAUGAAAAUAACUGAACUGUCCUAUUCUUAGUAGUUUGAAAUAAUAGUAUUUUUGUAUGUUUUGGGUGUGUCUAUGUAUUAACAUAACAGUUUUCACUGCCUAGGUGUUCAUAAUAAAAAAAGAAAAUGAAAAAGUUCUGAGUGUACAUAAUAUUCAGUAAUAAACUUCCACCAGGUUCAAUUUGGUUUGCAUAUUUGCUGAUUACUGUUCCCAACUGGGAUUUUGUUUUGUUUUAAAGAGACAGUGAUCGUGUUUUCCUAAAGAUGUUUUCUCUCUCUCUCUCUCUCUUGUCUUUUAAUAUCUUAACUCUCCCCCACACUUUUUUCUUUUCCUUUUCCUUUUUUUUUUUUUAAUAUUGAUUCAGGGGUGUUUUUCCACUGUUGUCAAGGGAGGGUCAUAAGGGGGACUGACCCCCUGGCCUCCUAGAACUUUUUGUUUUAUGUACUUAAGUUUAAAAUGUGAGUUUGAGUUCUCUUUUGUGGAAACUUAAGAUGUGGUGUAAAUGAUUCUUUCCAAAAUUGUCCAGCAGCUUUAAUGAGGCAGUGACGGUUUCUGAGUAGUUGGUUGGGAGUCCUUUGACAUUUCUCCUUAGAUAACUUUGCAGUCUGGGUGGCUAUUGUGUAGCCUCACUGCCCCAGAAUGCCUGCUUAGCCAUUUCCCCUUGAUAGGGAUGUUUUCUAAGAAUCUGCUGAUAACUUGGAGUUUGGGGGACCUUGUUAUCUGGGCCCCUGGGAAACAUGUGUUUUCUUGAUUUUGAAAAUCCAGAACACAAGCAACUUUACAUUUGGGGGAAUUAGCUGAUGUGCCUCCCAGAGGCUUAAGGAGGUGGUGGGGAAUAUGAGCGGUGCUGUCUCUUUAAAAGUGCCCUUUAUAUGAUUCCCCCUCCUGGGGCCUCCUGCAGGGGCUGUAGGCUUGGGAGAGAUUGCGUAGGUGACAGUGAAUCAGAAUGAAAUGGUAGAUUUUGUGUAGAUGCAUUUGUCUGCUGUAAUUUUUAUAUAUAUAUUAAACUUACUGUAACUGUACAGUUCGUUUCUGUUGUAAAACAUCAUUAAACCAUUUUCCAAGUGUU